Messenger RNA from Pundamilia nyererei, 1355 nucleotides. RefSeq names its product immediate early response gene 5-like protein. The record is from RefSeq and is a predicted model, not a curated record. The transcript has a single exon. Bases 245 to 1123 code for a protein of 292 amino acids. Lineage: Eukaryota; Metazoa; Chordata; Actinopteri; Cichliformes; Cichlidae.
CUAGUAGUGAUAUUUGCGUAUAACAGAAGCACCUCCUCCCUCCCAUUGGACAAUGUGUACGUGAGGGCGUGGCAAGGAAAGAUGAGAGUUGCAAAUCCAUGCCCUUACUGGGAAGACAUGGAGCGCUAUGGACACAGUCUACACGAAUCUGAUAGGAAUCUCAACUAAAGGCAUCACUAUUUCUCCAGUUUGGAAACAAACGAUUUGAGAGACCGAGAGCAAAGAAAGGGUGGCCCGACUGAGGAUGGAGUGUGCAUUUGAAGCACAGAAUCUGAUCUCCAUUUCUUUGAGGAAAAUCCAAAGCUCCAGGACGCAGAGAGGAGGCAUCAAGCUCCACAAGAACUUACUGGUAACGUACGUACUGAGAAACGCCAGGCAGUUCUACAUGAGCAAAAACUUGUCGCAGAUGCAGAGGACGAAUCCGUACGAGGAUGUAACCGUAGUCCGAGAAAGGCAAGAAUACCUCGAAUGGACGGGGAGCUUCACGGAGUUGGCUGAUGACUUCUACUGCAACUUUACUGGGGUUGAGUCGGACACUUGGCACUGCGGAGCGCACCAGCCCAACGGUCAGCCUGCAGAGGUGGCGCACCAAGGCGCAUCUGCCUGCGCAAUAGAUUCACCGAGUGACUCUGACCUCAUGGUUUCGGACGCCUGUUGGAGCUGUGCGGACAAAUCCUCCUGGGAGUUAUCUAUCCCGAACACGCAAGCCAACCAAAAGACUGUCCUGGACUUGGACACCCAUGUGGUGACUACUGUCACGAACGGAUACUUCCACACAGACUGUUGCGCGCAGCCCAAACAGCCGCAGGGCGCGCAGUGCUACACAAAAAAGCGAAAGAUUGACAUAAGUUAUCAUAUCGUUGAUCCAGAGUUUUAUUUGCCAGACUUUGCGCCAGUGCCGUGUAAAAGAAUGAGGAGUGAUGAUGAUUCACAUUCAGACUCUGACCAGUUGGACAGCACAAACAUCUCCAACCUGAUCUCGGUGCUGGGCUCAGGUGGGCUAUCUGAGUUUGUGAGUUGGCAGCAAACGGACCUUGAGCAAAUAUUCGCCAGUCAAACAAUUUGUUUAAAACACACGCUGUUAACAGGCAGCGGCUGGACCAGAGCAAUCGAAGCAUUUUGAUAUGUAUGACUGUGUGUUUUUAAUUUCUUUGUAUCGUUUUAUUUUGCUGCUUUUAAAUAAAUCAUGACACGACUGCAGUUCUCUCUUGGACUUUUUAUACAAAAACAGUGCUGAAAUUAUACAGAAUGGUCAUAUGCAUUUCCAUUACUUUUUGCACAUUGACAUUUCCUGUGCUAGUGCGAAUAAUUUCUACACAGCAUGACUAAACUGUAACCUUUAUUUAAAUAUUAUU